AUGGAUUACAUCCCGUUGCAAGACCCCACUCACUCCUCUCACCGCGGCCGCUUCUGGUAUCAUGCUUUUGUCCACGCCCUCUCGGUCCUGCUCGCUGCCACCGCCGUCGCCUUAUUCCCCGCCUUCUCCUACAAGCCAUGGUCGCUGCCGACGACAUAUCCUCUCAAGACCACCCAGCAGUACCUCAACUUCAUCGUCGUUGCCCUGGCUCUCUUACUAUCCUCACUCCUACAGCAUUGCCUGGCCAUUACCAACAACACCGAAGUCGAGGCCGAGUUCGCAAGCAAGAGUCUUACUCUCGCAGCAUUGCAGGCUCGUGCUGCCGCAAACGGCAAAGAUGUCAUUGACAUGCUCCGCUAUGCCUCGCGCAAUGCCCGUCUCUGGAGGAUCUCGGGCCCAUUCGCCGUUGCCAUCUUCGCAUUCAGUGCCAUGUCCUGGGUCCUCUCUAUCGUCUUCGUUAUCGACGCAAAACUGCUCCCGCACGACAAGCUCACCACCGUCCCCGUCUCCCUCGGAGCCGAUAUACCUACUCUUCCGGAUGCUUGUCGUGGCUCACUGACCGCUGAAGGUUGUACUUACGAUCUGGCUAUGAGUGCACUAACCUCCCAGCUCAUCACACAUACUCCGUACACCUUCAACAACGUCACCUUCUCCGGACCCGAGGGUACACGGGCACUGCCUGUUGGUGUAAUGCAAAACUUCGCAGACCAAGCGGUGAAUAGUACUUUCGGCCAGGAAAUGAGCAGAUACUGUUUGCCACUGCUGCGACCGAACCUCGUCAACUGCUCGACUGCGGGCGAAGGCCGUGCGAAAUACGUCUACAUGUCCACAGUGAUCGACACUUUCCUAGACAUUCCUUACGACACCUACUCGGUCAUCAUCAAUCCGGACACCGACGCGAACCAGACCUAUGUACUCACGAGCUCGAACGACAAGAGGGGUGUGAUGGCAGUUGCCCACAGCGAGAAGAAAGGCGAGAUAGCCCUUUCCAUCUUGACAGGGUCUGGACAGUACGCCGAUUUACUCUCCAAGCUCGCAACCGGCCAAGACGCCCCUUUCACCAAAGAGAAGUACAAUGAGACCACAUACACCGUGCUCUGCGAGGCCCCCUUCGACGAUACAACUUACUCUUGGAACUGGGUCGAGUUCUCGUUGAACGGAGGCGUCAUGACCGCGAACAUGACCGAUGACACAUGUCGCGAGAACAAGGGCAAGUCGCCAAUGGUUUGGCUAGACUAUGCGCUCGAAGGCGCCACGAGUUCCGCACAGCUCAGAGAUGGGUAUAGCAAGCUUCUCAACACCGAUUACCUCUCUCAAACUGGCGCCGACUACGAGCGAAUGAAGGCAUAUGGCAUGUCUCCACUGGAGUACAUCUUGUCCCAUAUUGAGGCAAUUGUUCAGACUGCUUGGACUGCGGUGGGUGAUGAGCAUCUAGAUCUCGACAAAGAAGAGUUGCACUGA
Lecanosticta acicola is the source of this 1461-nucleotide messenger RNA. NCBI's taxonomy places the organism in Eukaryota, Fungi, Ascomycota, Dothideomycetes, Mycosphaerellales, Mycosphaerellaceae. The record is from the annotation of a GenBank genome assembly.